Messenger RNA from Hyla sarda, 4344 nucleotides. RefSeq names its product seizure related 6 homolog like 2 (gene SEZ6L2). The transcript is spliced from 18 exons. Lineage: Eukaryota; Metazoa; Chordata; Amphibia; Anura; Hylidae. Gene Ontology annotation, biological process: synapse maturation. The coding region runs from base 325 to 3030 and encodes 901 amino acids. Gene Ontology annotation, cellular component: neuronal cell body; endoplasmic reticulum. The record is from RefSeq and is a predicted model, not a curated record.
GGUAAAGAAUCACCUUAAGCCGUCAGACCCCACAUAGCAGCACCCUGCGCGACUGGCAUCUCCGCAAACCAGGGCACCCAUACACCCCCCCGGCAUCUCAUACCCCCCCACAACAGUGGGGACGGGAGAGGGAGGGGGGCUUCGUCUUGUAGGUGGGAGAGAGAGCUGCACCUUUCCCAUAAGACACAAGGAGGUGUACGUUCGCGCGAGCAGCGCAGCAUCCUUAAGCAGAGCGCGCAGCCGGGGACCAGAUCUGCUCCGUCUCUCCCUGGAUACACAGAGACUGCGAGAAGUGCCCUGUCUGGGGUAGAUCUUCGGGGCAGAAUGCGGGCUGUGGAUGUCGUCUCCUCCGUCAUCGUGCUGCUCUUGGCUGCUGUAAAAGGACUGCCCCUGCUGGACGAUGAAGCCACAGAAGCUCCAGAUUUGCUGCACACCCCCCCACCGGGGCGCUCAAACCCUGUGUCCCUGGAGCAGCUGGUCCACCAGGCCGUCAUGAAGACGGACUUCUUGGGGCAGGACGGCUUCUUCACAGGUACAACCUCUGUCCCCACACGGGCCGCCCCUGUGUCCCUGACUGACGACCUGGCUCCAGCAGGGGUCAGCGAAACCUCUGGGGUCCUCACCACAGCCGUUGGGGGGACCUUCUCCCUUCCUCCGCCCCUCAGUACAUUGACGCCUCCAUCUCCAGCACCAACAGGAGGUCCGGGACCCUCCGCAGAAGGGGAAGAAGAGACCACUACCACCCUGAUCACUACAACCACCGUAACCACCGUGCAUAGCCCAGUUCUCUGUAACAACAACAUCUCUGAGCUGGAAGGAAUCCUGGAGGGUCCUGAAUACUCCGGGGGAAGUUUCUUUGGUGGUCUGGACUGUACAUACAGUGUGUCUGUAUAUAUGGGCUACGGAGUGGAAAUCCGGGUUGAAAAGCUAAAUCUCUCCAAGGAGGAGGCGCUGAGCGUGGAGGGGUUAGAAGAAGACCACCGAUUCCUGCUGGCCAAUGAGACGCUGAUGGCCGAGGGUCAGGUGAUCCGCAGUCCAACCAACCACAUUGCAGUAAGAUUCCAGACUUACCGCACCACAAGCCCUGGAGCAUUUAAGUUGCGCUAUCAAGCUUAUGUCCUUAGCUGUGUGUUUCCCUCUCGACCUGAGAAUGGAGAAGUCACCGUCACAGACCUCCACCCUGGAGGAUCCGCUAACUUUCACUGUGCUCCUGGGUUCACAUUAAAGGGUGCAGAUUCCCUGAUCUGUCUUAAUAUCACCCGUCCUCAGUGGAGUGGAAAGCCCCCAGUCUGCACAGCUACGUGUGGCGGUGUAAUACGUAAUGCCACGGUUGGACGGAUUGUAUCCCCUGAUGUUACUGCGCAUCAUGGAAACAACUUGAGCUGCCAUUGGUUGAUCGAGGCGUCUGAGGGACAGCGGCUCCAUCUACACUUUGAGAGGGUCUCCCUGGACGAGGAUAAUGACAGGUUGGUUGUUCACUCUGGAAGCUCCACCUUGUCCCCCCUCAUUUAUGAUUCGGAUAUAGAUGAUGCCCCAGAGCGCGGUCUCCUCAGUGACGCCCAAUCCUUGUACAUCGAGCUUGUGUCUGAGAAUCCAGCCGUCCCCCUGCUCCUCAGCCUGCGCUAUGAAGUGUUCUCUGAGACUCGAUGUUAUGAACCAUUCCUGGCUCAUGGUAACUUCAGCACCACAGACCCCCUCUUCUCCCCGGGGACUCUGGUCUCGUUUUCCUGUAAUGCGGGGUACAUGCUGGAACAAGGACCCCCGGUCAUAGAGUGUGUGGAUCCUACAGACCCUCACUGGAAUGAGAGCGAGCCCGUGUGCAAAGCUCUGUGUGGAGGAGAGAUCUCUGAACCGGCCGGGGUGAUCCUGUCUCCUGAUUGGCCACAGAAUUAUGCAAAGGGUCAGGAUUGUGUGUGGGGCAUCCAUGUACAGGAGGACCGGCGGGUGCUGCUGGAGAUAGAGAUACUGAACAUCCGCCGUAGCGAUGCCCUGACGGUCUAUGACGGUGAUGACCUCACAGCGCGGGUCCUAGGACAGUACAUGGGUGUUCACCAGCGGUUUAACCUCUUCUCCUCGGCCAAUGAUGUCACCCUGCAGUUCCAGUCGGACCCCAAUGACCCUGUGUUUAGCCUGAGCCAGGGAUUCAUCAUACACUUCAAAGAGGUGCCACGGAACGACACAUGCUCGGCUCUGCCCGAAAUACAGUCCGGGUGGAAGACGUCUUCACACCCCGACCUCAUCCGUGGCACGGUUGUGACCUAUCAGUGUGAACCUGGCUAUGACAUCAUCGGAUCAGACAUCCUCACCUGUCAAUGGGACCUGUCGUGGAGCAACGCCCCCCCGACCUGUGAAAAGAUCCUGAACUGCGCUGACCCCGGGGAGAUCGCCAACGGUGUCCGCAGAGCGUUUGACCCACGCUUCCCCAUCGGAUCCCACGUCCACUAUUCCUGCAACGAGGGAUACACGCUGGAAGGAAGCGAAAUCCUGACCUGUUACAACCGAGACACCGGGACCCCCAAAUGGAGCGACAGGAUCCCCAAGUGUGUCUUAAAGUACGAGCCGUGCCUAAACCCCGGAGUCCCCGAGAACGGGUACCAGACCCUCUACAAGCACCAUUACCAGGCCGGCGAGGCCCUACGAUUCUUCUGCUACGAGGGAUUCGAGCUGAUCGGUGAAGUGACCAUCAUCUGUGUUCCUGGACACCCAUCCCAGUGGACGAACCAACCUCCUCUGUGCAAAAUUGCAUAUGAGGAGCUGCUGGACGACAGGAAGCUGGAAGUCGCCCAGACGACAGACCCCUCCCACCAGAUGGAGGGCGGAAAUAUUGCGCUGGCGAUUUUCCUGCCGAUCAUCCUGGUCAUCCUGCUGAUAGGUGGAAUCUACAUCUAUUACACCAAGUUUCAAGGCAAAUCUCUGUUUGGAUUUUCUUUCCCGGCCUCUCAUUCAUACAGCCCCAUCACUGUGGAGUCCGACUUCAACAACCCAUUAUACGAGGCCGGGGAUACCCGGGAGUACGAGGUGUCGAUUUGAAGAUGGGUUUCAUCCUGGGUACGACUACGGGUGGGUGGGGGUAUACACGAGGAGGGAUAUAUCAGAUUAUACACAGAUCGAGGGUCUUAUUUUACAGAUUGCAAUCACAAGCUGCACAGUCCCUCACCCUGCGAUCGUCUAUCAUGUGAUCUGUCACCAUCACCCACAGAGUUCUAAACACUUAGGGUUGGCAGGAAGGGGAGGGGCUUUAAUCUGUGCCCGUGUCGCUGUCAAGAAGCCAGGUCGCCAUCUUGGGGAAGUCCACGAUGGCCGCCAAGCUCUUUGUAAUAGCACAGAAAUGGACGGACACUGGCAAAAAAAAAAAAAAAAAAAAGGCGAAAUCCUGUAUUAUAGCCGUUAUUUAUUUCCAGAUUAUAAAAAAAAAAAGAAAAACGUAUCGUGUUUCUGGCGCCCCCGGCACGUCGCGCUUCUUAAUCUCCAUCCGCUAUUUCAUUGUGGUUGUAAGAUAUACGGUUUCGUUUGAUAUAUAUAUAUAUUUAUUUCUUUUCAAUUUCGGCGUUCAUCAGGACGGGUAUUUAUUUUAUAAUUUGUCGCACGGCUCCAGGGAGGUUUGUCUAUUUUGAAUGACUCCCCUUUUUACGAAAUGAUUAAAAAAAUAAAAAUUGUAGAAAUGUAGAAAAAAAAAAUCAGGGAUUUAUUUGAACUAUACAGAAAAAAAAUAUACAAAAACAAAAAAAAAAAAAAAGAGAAAAAGAAAAAAAAAAUGAAAAAAUAAAUAAAACAAACAAAAACAACUUCCUUCUUGGUCUCCAAGAAAAUGGCCGCCCUCGUUCAGCACCGGAAAUGCUUUUUAGUGUCAGGUGACUCGUCUGUUUAAAACUCUGUGCCUUCACCCCCCCCCCCCACCCCCUCCACCAUUUUUCAUUAAUCCAUGAUGUGACCCCCCCCCCCCACCCUUGUAAAUGUCAUUUGUGCCAAAGUAAUACUGCAAUGUCUGUGCUCUAGCGGGAGCUGCUCAUGUCGCCGUCACAUACUCCAGCGCCCAGGGGGGCUCCGGAUUUGUUCACCUGCCCCCCCCCCCCCCCCCCCCAGCGUCGCUGUUCUCGCCAUUUCCCAGAAGGGAUCAGAUGACGGCUCCGGUGCCCAUCACAUCUUCUGUCUGUCUCUCUUUUUCUUAAGUUAAUUUCACUUUGUCUGGGAGAUAUAAACAUGGCCGCCGCCCAUGACGGUUGCAUCGAGAAAUGUUGAAACCUCCCUCCGUGCUGGCCGUCUGUGUCACUUCCAGCUCCGCUUCUCAAACUGGCUUUAUUUUCAGGCAAUAAAGAGCGAGAUUUGUAAAAAAAAAAAAAAAAA